GUUAUUGUUGUUCUUGGUUGUUGUUGUUGGUGCGCUCGCUCGUAUUGCAACUAUUGUUUUAUUUUAGUUUUCUUUCGAAAGUAUUAAAUAGUCAUGGCGUGUAAGAUUGAAAACGAAGAACCUCUAUACUGUUCUGUUGAGGAAUCGGAAAAUGAAGGUCCGUUGUCGAAAAAAAAGCGAGGUGAAUCUAAAAAGUGGAUAUUGGUAAACAAAUUUUCGUGUGUUAGUUCUGCUGAAGAAUCCGUGAGGGCACAAAAAACGUGGGCAGUGCGUUCUACACACAGUACUUUGUACGAAAAAAAACGAUUUUAUAGGUGCAUCAAAGUACCACGUAAAGGAGUACAGUGUGCAGCAGCAAUAUUAAUGUUAUUUAAGUUUGAUACAAAAGCAGUGCUACUUUAUCGCACUGAAUGCGAGCAUGAUCAUGAUUUUAUUAAGAAAAACUACGGUUAUGGUAUUUGCGCCGAAACUAAAUCCGCAAUAAAUAAUCUCUUGGACCUUCAUUUGAAACCGAACAAAAUCAUGGAGUGUUUGAAGAAAAACUCUGGAUUACAAAUGCCUACAAAACGACAGCUUUAUAACUACUUAGCAGAUCGCCGGCGUAUCAAAGUCACAGUCCACAAAUCCACAGUUUCUUUAGGUAAUGCAAAUCUAGCAACUUUGGCACAUCAAAAAUUAAAGCACCGUUUUAUUUAUGAGGAACACACUUCAAGAUCUAGUCUUGAAUAUGCAGGUGUGCCUCUAAAGCAUGAAUCAGUUACAUCACAAGGGAUGGACAUGAACAAUCGCAACCAAUCAAUAAUCGGUAUGGUGGUCAUCUCACCAUCGAAUCACAAUUAUUCUCUCAGGCAGGUCAAAGACUCAGAUCAUUCUGGGGAUGAUGGUGGAAGUGAAGAUGACCUCUUAUAUGACUCCAGUCGCAAAUCUAAAGGCGCUGUUCACUCAGUACCUAAAACGCCGUGCAGUCUGUGCAAGAAAUCAAUAACAGGGUUCGUGUUCGUAUGCGUGCAAUGCAACGUGCGCGCGUGUGGCACGUGCGACGCGCGCGGCCUGCACGCGAAACACUUCGUGCUGCGCGCGCCGAGUGGAAGCGCACAGAACGAUUUGAAUCUGGUGCUCGGCAAAAUCCGGGAUGCGUUACAGUCGUCCGGCUUCGUCCGCGCCCCGGACACGCGCUCGGACAACAGGGAAGGAAGCGACGCCGACAACGAAGAGGAAUUUGAAGUGAAAACGGAGAUAAAGCUGGAAAUCGACGUGGAGGAACAAGACCCGCUCCUCGAAAGUGCUGAGUACGACGAACUGUUCGCGCCGGGCGCGGGCGCUGCUCGAGGAUCACAGGUCGUACCAGAACAAGAAAUAAAGUCAGAACCACCCGAUACGAGUUCCCCGGUGUCACUGUCAACCGACAUCGCCUCGUCGCGUCGUCAGUCCGCCGAGUCGGCCGGCUCUGCGUCGGAUAGCGACUCCCAACCGCUGGCCAAGAGAAAGCGCAUCGACCAAGGACAACCGACUGCAAGCCCAAAACCUUCGCCGUUAAGAUCCAAAGACAUUGAGAAACCGGACAAAGAAAUAUUAGAUUCAGAUCCCAACACAGACCCGGGGUCUCCGUCUGCCGCGGGCGCAAUAACUCGUCUCAAAGAGUGAAAGCAGUUACAUAUAUUGUAAUUUGCCUUCUAUUAUGUUUAAGUUGCGACUGAUUAAAAUUAUUAUUUGAAAA
Ostrinia nubilalis (European corn borer) is the source of this 1717-nucleotide messenger RNA. RefSeq lists its product as uncharacterized. Bases 94 to 1644 code for a protein of 516 amino acids. Lineage: Eukaryota; Metazoa; Arthropoda; Insecta; Lepidoptera; Crambidae. The transcript is spliced from 11 exons. The record is from RefSeq and is a predicted model, not a curated record.